GAAGACUAAACUGUAUUAUUGACUUUACAGCAUCUCAGGUUCUAAGUGGGAAAUGGAAGACGAGCCAGCUGUAUUAUUCAAGCUAAUACAAAACUAUCUCUGAAGGACUUAUUUUAUAUAGUUCAAAGUUAUGGACUUUGGUCUCCAUCUAUAUAUAAUCUUGCUUGCGAUGUUCCUUUUCAGUAUCGCCAUUGACGAAGUUGAAACUGCAGGGAAAAACAUCCUUCUGAGUUUUCUGAGGGCAUCCCCCAUUGCUGAUCAUUACACCGACUCUUUUUUGAGAAUACGUCAAUUGGAGAUUCCACCGAGUACUUUGAGCGGGUACCUACAGGUCAAUACCGGACAUCACAUGACGAUGUUAAGGAAUCCUCGACUUUCUCCGUGUGAGCACUGAGCGUAAUGAGAAUUGGCUGUAUAAGCAACCAAUUUGC
This is a messenger RNA of Amorphotheca resinae ATCC 22711, 431 nucleotides long. RefSeq lists its product as hypothetical. The record is from RefSeq and is a predicted model, not a curated record. Bases 131 to 394 code for a protein of 87 amino acids. The transcript has a single exon. Lineage: Eukaryota; Fungi; Ascomycota; Leotiomycetes; Helotiales; Amorphothecaceae.